ACUGGUCAGUCUGAACACAAAUAAAUAACUGGAAUAAAAAAAUAAUGUGAACAAAUGCAAAUAAUAAUUUAGAAUAAGUGUCAUAAUUAAACUAAAAGUUAACCGUUAGUUGUGUGUAUUUACUUUUUGCUCUACAAUUUAUUUUACUCGAAGCGAUGCCGAUGCGGCAAAAUCAAAACAUAACCUAUUUAUAACAAAUAUCCGGGAAAUUUGCAUCCAAAUUCGAGAAAAAAAAGAAGUUAGAACAUCCUACUUCGCAAGCUGACGAUUUAAAAAAGAUCCUCUAAACAUGAAAGUCCACGUGACAUUCCGAAUGAAAAAAAAACUUCGUUUGCAUCACAACCGCCACACGCGCUUUUAAAACCAAGUGCGCAAUCGCUGAAAGUCAGUAACGUAGGAAAAUCUUUAAGAAUUCUGAAGUUUAUUUUCAAAUUUUGCAAGAUAAAGAGAUAAUCGUGUACAUUUUUAUCAAAGUGAUCUAUCACUAUUUAAAUUUUGUAAUAUUCAAACUUGUAUUGACAUCAGUAAAAUGUUGACUUUCAGAAAUUAAAAAUUUCGUUAUAGUUUACUCAGUUUUAUGUUUAUCUACUUCACUGUCGUAAGGCAAUCUGAAGAAUAAUUUAACGUUAGUGUAGUACAAAUACAUCAGGAGAAAGGUCAGAAUUUUUUGCCGGUACGGAGCCUCACAGAACUGAAUUAAAUAGAAAAAUUAUGGAGAGUACAGCAACUUUAGGAUGGGUCGACUAUUUAGUUAUUGUAUUAAUGCUCUGCGUGAGUACCUCAAUCGGUAUUUAUUACAGACUCACUGGCGGUCGACAGAGGACGACAGAGGAAUAUUACGCAGCGAACAAGUCAAUGAAUUUCCUUCCGAUUGGGAUGGCUCUCAUGGUUUCCUUUAUGUCUGCAGUAACCCUUUUGGGAGUAUCUUCUGAAAAUUACAGAUUCGGUACUCAGUUUGUCGUAAUAAACAUUUCCUACUUCAUCGGUACCCCAAUCGUCUGCUAUGGAUUUCUGCCUGUUUUUUUUAAACUGCAGGCCACCAGUGCUUAUGAGUAUUUAGAAAAAAGAUUCGGCGUGGCAGCUCGAUUAACCGCAAGUUUUAUUUACUGGGUCCAGCUGCUUUUAUAUUCGGGCGUUGUUUUAUACGCACCAGCCUUAGCUUUGGAAGCAACGACAGGAUUGUCGAAAAAUUUGAGUAUUAUUAUAAUCGGCCUCGUCUGUGCUUUCUACUCCAGCGUUGGAGGAAUCAAAGCUGUCUUGAUCACAGAUCUUUUUCAAGGAAUUCUCAUGUUCGUUGCAGUUUUUGUUGUUAUUGCGACCGCCGCUUAUAAUGUUGGAGGUUUAUCAGAAAUCUGGAGAAUUGCACAAACAGGAGAUCGCAUUCAGUUUGAUAACUUUUCUUUGGAUCCGACUGUUAGACACACGUAUUGGUCUUUAAUUAUUGGUGGGCUCUUCACAUUCUUAUCUCUUUAUGGUGUGAAUCAAGUCCAGGUGCAAAGAUUACUGACAGUGAGGAGUUUGAGAUCAGCGAGACUAGCAUUGUGGUUAAAUUGGCCAAUUCUGACUGCUCUUUCUAUUAUGACCAGUUUUUCUGGUUUAGCGAUAUACUCAAAGUACUAUAAUUGCGAUCCAGUAAAAGAAGGCAGAAUAUCACUUUAUGAUAUGCUGAUGCCUUUAUACGUUAUGGAUACUUUGUCUCAUUUGCCUGGAAUUCCUGGUCUCUUCGUGGCGGGUAUCUUCAGUGCGGGAUUAAGUUCGAUUUCCGCAGCUUUGAACUCCUUAUCCGCAGUUAGCUUAGAAGAUUAUAUCAAACCCCUUUAUAGAAAAAUUAAAGACGAAGAAUUUCCCGAUUCGAUGUCCCUCUAUACUGGAAAAAUUCUUGCCUUCAUCUUCGGGCUUCUCUGCAUCGCUGUAGCUUUCUUGGCUCAAUAUUUGGGAGGAGUUCUUCAAGCUAGUUUAACAAUUUUUGGUGUCGUCGGUGGUCCAUUGUUGGGAAUCUUCACUUUAGGCAUGCUUUGCGAAUCAGCUAGUCAACGCGGUGCGAUUACCGGUGUUAUGACAGCUUUAGUAUUUUCAUUUUGGAUCGCUUUUGGGCAGCCGAGACCAGCGCCUCCCACCUUACCAGUCUCUACUUAUGGAUGUGACACUAAAGAAUUAAUUUCGGAUAUUUCGAAUAUGCUUCAAAAUGUUGCUGCAUUAACUAGAAACGAAGAAUCUCCUUAUUUAAACGAAGAGUAUUCUUAUUUCUACCUCUAUCGGAUUUCGUACAUGUGGUACUGUCCAAUUGGUUUCGCCAUCACGUUCGUGAUUGGACUGCUCGUCAGUUGGAUUGGAAUAAUGAUGUGUGGUAGAGAUGAUGCGAAAGAUCCAGAUUUAUUUUUCCCUGUGAUAGCUAAUCGUAUGCGCAACAGAGAAAUACAAGAACCCCUUUCUCCUUAUGAAAUGUCGAGAAAAUACGAAUUUUCGGUCGAUUCAAAUAAGUCCGACAAAUCUAGCACAAAGCUUUAAGGUUGAAACUGCAUCGCCUUAAUUUAUCAAUUUAUUGUAUAUAUCUGUUGAAUUUUAAAUUCAUAAAACUUUUUUUUUUUGAGUUGUGAAGGACCAAUUUGUUUUUUGUUAUGGUAUAUUAUACACUCUUUAGUGCAUUUGUGGGACCUGCAUUGAAAUAUUUGAUGAGGCUUGGGACUCACAGUAUUUAUAUUUAGUUAAAUUUUGUUAUUUACAUUUUUUAAAACCCGGUAGGUUUCUGGGAAAUACUUAUUAUUAAAAUGCCCUUUUUAUAUUUUUUUCCAAUACACUGCCAGUUUUUAUUGUUGUUGUAAACGACAAAAAAAUUUUAUAUUAUCUACACCGUGUUACAAUUUACAAAUAAUAAUGCUUAGAAAUUUAAAUAAGCGUAAGUAGGUUUUAUAAAACGUAUUUAUUGUUAGUAAAUGUUAAUAAUAUUUAAAACAAAUACAUCACAUUAAAAUAAGUUGAAAUGUCACAAAGAGAGAAUCGUGGAAUGAGAGAAAUAUUUAUUAGAAUUUCACGAGUUCAGUGUUGAGUGAAUGUAAAUCUUUAGCUAGUUUUUCGAGUUGUAGCUUCAUUUUUGAAUGUAGCAGAUGUGUUUGCAUCUGGUUGAAUGGUAGUAUAAAUUUUAUUACCGAAAGAUUGAUAGUUGACGUUUGUUUUUUAUGUACUCGUAUACUCUGGUUUUUAGAGUUUUCAGUAUUACGUAAAUAAAUGUAGAUUAUAGAUUACAAGGAAA
Molecule: messenger RNA, 3250 nt
Organism: Belonocnema kinseyi
Lineage: Eukaryota; Metazoa; Arthropoda; Insecta; Hymenoptera; Cynipidae
Product: putative sodium-dependent multivitamin transporter
Exons: 11
Coding region: 712-2508 (598 amino acids)
Biological process (GO): transmembrane transport; sodium ion transport
Cellular component (GO): membrane
Molecular function (GO): symporter activity
Source: RefSeq, a predicted model, not a curated record